AAGGAAACAAAAAAAGAAAAAAGCGAUAGAGAAACGAACCAUUAGAGAGUCGGUGCGGGUCCCACCUUUUCUCUCUCUAAAUUCCUCACCCAACUCAACACCUCACACUCAUUAUUAUUACUGCUUCUCUCCUCAUUCCUCCGCCACCGCCACCACCACUCUCUCCUCCGAUGGCGACGGCGGCGGAGCCAGAAGCGAAGACCUACUGGUGCCACGAAUGCGAUAUGAGCGUGUCCCUCACGCUCCUUCCCUCGCCUCUCCUCUGUCCCCACUGCCACACCUCCUUCCUCGAACUCAUGGACUCUCCCUUCUCCCAAAACGACGCCGAAUCGCCCCUCUUCGACGUCGUUUUCCAGGACGCGCUCUUACUCCUCUCCCCCAAGCCCCUCCCCGCCAAACCCCGCCCUCUCCCCUCCGUCAACGUCACACCCUCGCUCCUUUCCGCUCUCGACCCCAACGGCGUCGUUUUCUGCGCCGUGUGCAAAGACCAAAUUGUCGUCGACGCCGAGGCCAAACAGUUGCCCUGCAAACACCUCUACCACGCCGAUUGCAUCACGCCGUGGCUCGAGCUCCACGCGUCGUGCCCGUUGUGCAGGCUCCGCCUUGAGGAAGAGGCGGCACAGGAGGAGGAAGACGAAGGUGACGGCGUGGUGACGGAGAUCCGAAGGGAGCUGAUCGCGAGGCUCACGGAGUUUACGGAGGAGGAUUUCUACGGGCUGAGGACCACGCUCAGCCACAUUGCCUCGCGCCACGCGCUCAUCGAAGAGAACGAGAACCUCCUGCAAAUUGGCGAACCUCGAGGUGCCCAAGCGCCUUUGCUAUAAGGUAUAUAGUGUACUAAAAUAAUGUUGAAGUUGUAUCACAUAGAUCGUCUUAUCAAGUGUAAAUCUGCACCGACGAUUAUGCUGCUUCUUUUCUUUCCCUCCUUUUUUGGGAAUCUCCAACUAGCUAGUUGUAGUGUUAUGGCCAAAAAUACAAUAAAUUGAUGGAGUGCAAGAGUAACAUGCGCUUCUCUUACCGUCUUCCACAAUCUAUGUUGGUCCUAGGAACUGUCUUUCCUUAAGCCAAAUUUCCCCUCCAUUUUAGGCAAUAAAAUAUCGUGUAAAAUUUAGCUUUCUUUUUGUGUUAUGUAUGGAUUGAUCAAGUGGAUGGAUCCUUCCCCCUGAACAUGUUUUCUGUUUUGGCCUCAGUAGAUGAUAUUUUUGCUGCCAAUAUUUCUGUAGUUACGAUAAGAGAUUAUUGAGGGAUUGAAUUAUUUGAGUGUAGGCUGUGUACCAUGGAAAAGCCUUAAAAUGCUUGUUGUGUGCAAGUUGUGUUCUGAUUUAUGAUUAAUGAAUGAAUAUAGCUGGUUAAUUAUAUUGUCA
Messenger RNA from Vigna radiata var. radiata (mung bean), 1364 nucleotides. RefSeq names its product E3 ubiquitin-protein ligase RNF181. The record is from RefSeq and is a predicted model, not a curated record. The transcript is spliced from 2 exons. Gene Ontology annotation, molecular function: ubiquitin protein ligase activity. NCBI's taxonomy places the organism in Eukaryota, Viridiplantae, Streptophyta, Magnoliopsida, Fabales, Fabaceae. The coding region runs from base 171 to 824 and encodes 217 amino acids.